CCGUGGGAGCAUCCCCCUGCCCACCGACCUGCCCCCGGCUGGGUCCGGGAGUGCUCCACGCCCGCGGACCCCGCGCUCUGGGCGAGCCGGCGCCACACCUGUGGAGCCGGCGGCCGUCGAGGGUGCCGGCCGAGGUCCUGCGGCGUGCGAGCCCCGGGGAGGCGCGGCCCCUGGCUGGGCGCCGCGGGCAGCAUGGGGCUCCCCGCGCUAGAGUUCAGCGACUGCUGCCUCGACAGCCCGCACUUCCGAGAGACGCUCAAGUCGCACGAAGCGGAGCUGGACAAGACCAACAAAUUCAUCAAGGAGCUCAUCAAGGACGGGAAGUCACUCAUUAGCGCGCUCAAGAAUUUGUCUUCAGCAAAGCGGAAGUUUGCAGAUUCCUUAAAUGAAUUUAAAUUUCAGUGCAUAGGCGAUGCAGAGACAGAUGAUGAGAUGUGUAUAGCAAGGUCUUUGCAGGAGUUUGCCACUGUCCUCAGGAAUCUUGAAGAUGAACGGAUCCGGAUGAUUGAGAAUGCAAGUGAGGUGCUCAUCACUCCCUUGGAGAAGUUUCGAAAGGAGCAGAUUGGGGCUGCCAAGGAAGCCAAAAAGAAGUAUGACAAAGAGACAGAGAAGUAUUGUGGCAUCUUAGAAAAACACUUGAAUUUAUCUUCCAAAAAGAAGGAAUCUCAGCUCCAAGAGGCUGACAGCCAAGUGGACUUGGUCCGGCAGCACUUCUAUGAGGUAUCCCUGGAAUAUGUCUUCAAGGUGCAAGAAGUCCAAGAGAGAAAGAUGUUUGAGUUUGUGGAACCUCUACUGGCCUUCCUGCAAGGACUUUUUACUUUCUAUCACCAUGGUUAUGAACUGGCCAAGGAUUUUGGCGACUUCAAGACACAAUUGACCAUCAGCAUACAAAAUACAAGAAAUCGCUUUGAAGGCACUAGAUCAGAAGUGGAAUCACUGAUGAAAAAGAUGAAGGAGAACCCCUUGGAGCACAAGACCAUCAGCCCUUACACCAUGGAGGGAUACUUGUACGUGCAAGAGAAACGUCACUUUGGAACUUCUUGGGUGAAGCACUAUUGUACGUACCAGCGAGAUUCCAAACAGAUCACCAUGGUUCCGUUUGACCAAAAAUCAGGAGGAAAGGGGGGAGAAGAUGAAUCAGUUACUCUCAAAUCUUGCACACGGAGGAAAACUGAAUCUAUUGAGAAGAGGUUUUGCUUUGACGUAGAAACAGUAGACAGGCCAGGGGUUAUCACUAUGCAGGCAUUGUCGGAAGAGGACCGCAGGCUCUGGAUGGAAGCCAUGGAUGGCCGGGAACCUGUCUACAACUCAAACAAAGACAGUCAGAGCGAAGGGUCUGCACAGUUGGAUAGCAUUGGCUUCAGCAUCAUCAGGAAAUGCAUCCAUGCUGUGGAAACCAGAGGGAUCAAUGAACAAGGACUCUACCGAAUCGUGGGGGUCAACUCCAGAGUGCAGAAGUUGCUGAGUGUCCUGAUGGACCCUAAAACAGCUUCAGAAACUGAAACCGAUAUCUGUGCCGAAUGGGAGAUAAAAACCAUCACUAGUGCUCUGAAGACCUAUCUAAGAAUGCUUCCAGGGCCACUCAUGAUGUACCAGUUUCAAAGAAGUUUCAUCAAAGCAGCAAAGCUGGAGAAUCAAGAGACUCGUGUCUCUGAAAUACAUAGCCUUGUUCAUCGGCUCCCAGAGAAAAAUCGGCAGAUGUUACAAUUGCUCAUGAACCACUUGGCAAAUGUUGCUAACAAUCACAAGCAGAAUUUGAUGACUGUGGCAAACCUUGGUGUAGUGUUUGGACCCACUCUGCUUCGGCCUCAAGAAGAAACAGUGGCAGCCAUCAUGGACAUCAAAUUUCAGAACAUUGUCAUUGAGAUCCUAAUAGAGAACCACGAAAAGAUAUUUAACACUGUGCCUGAUGUGCCACUCACCAAUGCCCAGCUACACCUGUCUCGGAAGAAAAGCAGUGACUCCAAGCCCCCAUCCUGCAGUGAGAGGCCACUAACACUCUUCCAUGCUGUGCAAUCAACAGAGAAACAAGAACAAAGGAACAGUAUCAUCAACUCCAGUUUGGAAUCUGUCUCAUCGAAUGCAAACAGCACCCUUAAUUCCAGUAGCAGCUUACAACCCAACAUGAAUUCCAGUGACCCCGACCUGGAUGUGGUUAAGCCCACCCGACCCAACUCACUCCCCCCGAAUCCAAGCCCAACUUCACCCCUCUCGCCUUCUUGGCCCAUGUUCUCGGCACCAUCCAGCCCUAUGCCCACCUCAUCCACGUCCAGCGACUCAUCCCCCAUCAGGUCUGUUGCAGGGUUUGUUUGGUUUUCUGUUGCUGCCGUUGUUCUCUCAUUGGCUUGGUCCUCUCUUCAUGCAGUGUUCAGCCUCCUCGUCAACUUUGUUCCCUGCCAUCCAAACCUGCACUUGCUUUUUGACAGGCCAGAAGAAGCGGUUCAUGACAACUUCAGCACACCAUUCCGGAAGGCCAAGGCCUUGUACGCAUGCAAAGCUGAGCAUGACUCGGAACUCUCCUUCACAGCAGGAACAGUCUUCGAUAAUGUUCAUCCAUCUCAGGAGCCUGGUUGGUUGGAGGGGACUCUAAAUGGAAAGACUGGCCUCAUCCCGGAGAACUACGUGGAGUUCCUUUAACUGUGGGCCCCAGAAGAGCUGCUGAGCUUUAUGCGGUCUCCAUGGCAACUGCUCAUUCUAGUGUUGUGGGCCACAUCUCAUUGAGAAAGCAGGAAGACUGCAGAUUGCUACCUGUCAACACAAAUGUGUCUGAGAACUCACCUCACCAUUCUCCAUGAUCCUCUCAGCUGACACGUGGCAACGCUGCAAGAAGCAAAAGUCAAUCAGCAGGAGAGGCCAUUUGAUUGUGAUAACCUAGAGAAAGGCUUGGAAAGCUGUUCUCUAGUGAGUGCCCUAAAUAGGGAGAGCUGAUUUUUGUGUCAAGUCACUCAAACCCCCAAACUUUGGAAAGAGGAAGUGAAACAUGAGAAGUCCCCAAGAGCGCACAGCAAAGAAUCUUGUGCCCAGAUCCAGCAGGGACCACUGCUUUUGUUUACAGCAGACACACUUUCUCUCCACCUCCUAAUCUUGGAGACCCACAGUGCUGCAGGCAGCUGGGUCCAUCUGUUUGCCAGUAGGAUGGAGAGCAGUUACAGCCCUGUUUAUUUAAGAUCUGAUCUUUUGCCAUCUUUAAAGUAGCCUUUGUCCCAUCAUCAGCAAAAGUCAGUUCAUUCCUCUCAAGCAAAGGAACACGUGCACCCCACAUUCACCCUUCCUGAGCUAAGAACUUCUCUGCUGCUGCCUGGUAACCAUGGCAACCCAACCUAUUCUAAAAUCAAACCAAAAAAAUACUUAACACGCUGUCUUUGCAUGGCAUACUUCCUUUCUCUUCCCAUUUUGGUAGUUUUAUGGAAUGGUCUUCCAACAACAUGGAGCAAAGGAUCAAAGAAUUGGGCUGGCUUACCUGGGACAGACAGAAUAACAGCUGAGGAUUUGUUCCCUUUCUGAUAAAUUUCAGCAGCAUCAGGAUAUAUUUGGAACAAAUUCUAGUAGCCCCUUACAGUUAAACCACACACAGGCUUAAUAUUUUCUUUCUCCAUGCAGUUGGUGUUUGCUUGCUAGGGGGAAAAUUUGCUUCUAUGAGCUAUGCCAUCUGACUAGUUCUUCAUGUUCUCGCUUUCACUCAUUCCUGCACCUGCCCUUGCUGUCAUUCUCAUCUGGACCAUUACUGAGCAGCCUCCUGGCUGUGCUUCAGGCCACUGAGCACUGGUGCCCUGUGGACUUGGGGGACAACUCCUGAACUUGACCCAUGGCCUAGAGUUAAGGACGUCUGUGUUCACUGCCACCCAGAAAAGGGAAUUAAUCUCAGACUUUCUAAACAUGAGCUUAACAUCACAGUUCAUUGUGAUUCAGGAAGACACCAACAGUUUGGGCAUGAAGGCUUUCCCUUUUAAGUAAGGGAAUUUCCUGGUUGAAAGGGCUGUGGAAGAUUGCGUUGAUGGGAGGUUCCAUCUGAAUAUCGUAAAUUCACUUGACCUCCAAAGAACAAAAUAAUCAUAUUCUACAUGUGAAUGCCCUUGAAGAGGGACUCCAGAAUGUCCUUGAAGAGGGACUCCAGACAGACUUAACUGUAACACUUCCCAAGAACCCCUCUGAUGGCAGCGAUGCCCUGGAGAAUGUUUCUUGCUUCUGGAAUUCCGUUAGGGACCUCUCAAGAAGAAAAGAAAAACUUGAAUUGUGUUGAAUUACUGUAUCUUUUACUUUUUUUAAAAAAAGAUAAACUUGUACAUAGAGUGAUUUGAAAUACUAUAUGGCAAAGUUUUAUAUUUGAUAUUCUUGAAGCUAGUUGCUCCAUACAUUUAGGCUUUGACUGCUGAACAAGCUUUUUAGAGGAUGGGGGAGAAGGCAAGGCUGAAGAGUUUAAGGUCAUUAUCCUUUCUGGCUCAGUGAAAGGAAAAGGUAUUUCUUUGUGUUCUCUUGUUAGUGAGCCAAACACAUUAACAGUGUUCAGCAUUCAGUGUUCUUGAUCUACCUAUGUUUCUGAGCAUUCCUUGGGCUUUAGAUUUGGAGUUGGAAAGAACAUCUUGAGGUAAUGAGAUUUCAGAUAACACAGACAGCUCAGGAUUUAAAUAGAUGGGACCAGGGGUGAAAUUUGGUUUUGCAGUUUUCUUCUCAGGUGUAUUUCUUGGUACCCCAGAUGUCAGGACAGAAGGAGAUGAGGCACUUAUUGUACUCCUUACUCCUUACUUUCCACAGCUUCUAAGGCUUUAUAAAUUAGACCAGGUUAGUUUGCAAACUAUGUACAUGCGCUUGUUAAAAAGCUGACUGCUUAGAUCUUUAGGUUCUUGAUGUGCUGCUGCUUUCCCUUUCUGUAGUGAUGUUCUGCUCUUUCCAUUCAUCUCCAAAUACCCUAUAGCCCUCAUAUAAAAAAAGAUCCCCAGAAGAAUGUAGAUUGUGCCAUUACAGGUGGCUUUAAAGUUAACAAGAGCUCAUCAUUGUGAUUGACUAGUCAUGAGUUUUCCAGCUGAAUUAGUACCCUUAACUCUCAUUGCCAGGCACCAUUGACUCAGUCCCAUAAUCCACAAGGCAGAGAGUAGAAGGAUUGUAGUCCAAGGCCAGGCUGGGCAGAAAAAUUCUUGAGACACUAUCUUUAAAAUAACCUACAAAAGGCAAGGCUGCAGGUAUUACUUAUAUGAUUGAACACCAGACUAGCAAGUAUAUGGCUCUGAAUUCAAAUUGAAUAAAAGAUAAGAAAAAAGAAAGCUAUCAUUGAACACCCAAGAAGAAAAGCAAUAAUGGGUACUAGAAUUGUUUCCCUUGAACAAUGGAAAAGAAGUUGGGAAAUGGGUCUCAAGGCAUCAUUGCACUUUCCAAAUCAAAAGAAUACAGCAUAAUGCUUUUGAUUUGUUUCUUUCAAUUGUCACCUGCCCCAUCAUAAUUCAAGCACACUUGUAAAUACAUGUCAUCCAGUCUGCCAUUUGGGAGCAUGUUCUUCCCUCCUGAGUUGCUACCAAGAGGAUCUCUGAAGUGUACAUCUUCACCUCUUUGAGGCCCUGUAUGACAGAUGGCCACGUUAGUAUCUGGACUGACAUCCUUUGUCCCCAUUAGUUAUAGAACUAGAGGAGCUGUUUAGCAUAUGAGCCCAACAAGAAGGAAGGAAUUUGAAGAUUAAAAAUAAAUUCUCUCCACUAUCCAUGCUCCCACUCUACUCCUAACAUACUCUCCCUCUCUCCCAACAUCCCCCUCUCUCCCUCUCCCUUUCCCUAUACCUCUCCCUCCCUCCCUCUCUCUGCUUCUUUAGGGAACUUUAGAGCUGAUCAGGGGAAUAAAUAUCAGAGUAGAAGUACAUUGACCAAAACCCCAAAGUUCUUCUGGGAGCAUCAGGUUUUCUUUGAAAGGCCUUAGGAGGAACAGUUAGCCGUAGCCAGAAUUCCAUUGGGUAUUGAGAUCAGUCUCAUGCUUUACACAAAGUUCCAUAGCUCAACAAUGCUGUGCCAUUGAAAGCUAGUUUCAGAUCUCUGUCUCCAGGCAAAUGGAUUCCUGAUUUGCUCAAGACUAAUGAAAAUUCUCUUUAGUAUUUCUAACUGAAUAUAUGGGAAUAAACCCUCUAUAGUACAAACUUUAUUGGUAUUCUAGAAUGGGAGCCAACUGCAGAUACUUCUAAAGCUAAAAUGUGUCUUAUGAAUGCUGUUUGACAGAGGGGCAAAGAAAAAGAAAAUGAGCAAUAAGUAUUGUCACCAACAGGUCAAAGCUAAUGACAAGAUCAUUUCACGCACCUGCCUAGGACCCCAGAAUUGUAUGUGUCUCCUAAAAGUGGUAUCCCUAGUCACCCUGAAAGGCUCUCCUAAAACAUCAGUGGUUGAGGGACAGGGUGAUAGAACACCGAAGAUAGUGUGACAGUAUGUUUGUGACUGUCUUUUGGCACUUUUCACCCUCUGGCAUCUGGCUUCAACUAUAAACCUGGAUCAUUCAAGUUUUAUGGACAUAGGACUCAGGUAGGGCCAGUGGCCAUCACGACACCAAAAAUUCUCUCUAGUAUUAAAUGUUCUGUAAGCAGUCUUAUUGUCUAAGUAGAGAGCCCGCAUCAGUGAGACCAGGGAUCUUCUUAGCUACUUGACUUUCCAAAGAAUGCCCUAGGUGUUCUGCCUAGGGAGUUAGUUAUCUGUUAUCUUUGUCCAACUUGACAAUGAUCAGUCAAGCUGACAAUCCUGCCCCACAACCCUUUCAAGUUAGCUGGAGUCCUCUCACACACCCUGUGCUGGUGUUUUAAAAAUGCACCUUGUCAUGCUCAAAUGUGCUUGGCAGCCACGCUGAUAUGCUGGGUGCUGAAGCACUUCUCUGUAAUUGUAGCAUCAAAGGUGAGCAGUGAACCUUCACAACCUUCUAGCCUGCCUGAGACAAGACUCCAACAAGUAAUAAUUAGCUUUCUUCCUGCCUGCCGCCUACAGUACUCAACGAGCUGAAAGAGCCUCCCAAUGCAGAUAGGGGCCAGAUGGAGAAUCUGAUAUCAUUCAGAGGCAGCCCUUGCUGAAAUGCAGCUUUCUCAAGGAAGAAAAAUACUAGGUAGAACCAAAGCCACCAUCAGAGAGGAGGUGAACCAUUCUGAGGAAUUUUAGAUUUGUUUUUUAGAGAGAAUAUUCUUAAGAGGAAAAGUGAUAUCACAACUGGUAUUUUGUACAAAAGUUUGCAAGACAUUAUAAGGCAGACGGUUUAGAGAACAAAGACUGACCCUGGUUCUAGACUCACUGGAAGGGGAGCAGUUAGUAAUUUUGUCAAAAUUCACAGUAGUGUAGUUGGUAAGAACCAGGGUUUGAUAACCAAAAUGUCUUUUGGCACAAUUCCACAGAGGCUGAGUCUCUGCCAUUCUGUAUCACCAUUCCUAUAGUCAUCCAAAUGUAUACCAAUUAAGUAGCUUUCUUGAAGACCAGAUCCAUGUUACAGCUAUGAAAAGAUACAUCUGUGAUUCUAAAGUAGGUGUGUAUUGUGUGUGUGUGUGUGUGUGUGUGUGUGUGUGCAUGCACAUCUGUACAUGUUUGGGUAGGGCACCUCUCGACAUUGGUAAAGUGACAGACUCUCACCUAGAGACCCACAAGACCUGGCAUUUCCUCAGCUUUUAUAACCUUUAAGAUUUGGAGGUUGAGAAUUAGAAAAAUGAGCAGCUGUUGAUUGCCUAGCAAAAGAUCAAAGAUGUAUAUUAAGUGCCAUUUAAAAAUUGUGGUCAUAUUUAUCAAAUAGUUAUCUGCAGCUAUAUUCCUCAUUAACUUAUUAAAAGUCAUGUGGAAAAAGAAAUCAAACCCAUGAAUGCUUAGUAACUAGUGCUAGGCUAGUGUUCUAAAGCACUCUAAAAGACAUUUUGUCCAUAUUUUAGGAGAGAAACUAUUUGCAUGUUUAAUUCAUAAUUUAGGCUACAUUUGAGUAUACUGUAAAGUGUGUGAUAUAAUAUCAAUAAAGUACUUAAAAUGGCACUUUAAUGUUUUCUUUUAAAAUCCAUAAAUAAUGCACUGCUUUAAAUUUCAGUAUUGAAUAUUGACUGGUGCAUAGAACCAGAUUCCAUAAUUAAAAAGUAAUCUGUGAUUAGGAUAGAACUUUUUCCCUGUUACUAGAAAAAAAACAACUUUUGCCAUGUUCUGGCUUUUUAAAAACUGUACUUUUGUGUUACUAUGCAUAUCUAUAAAGAAAUCACAAUUUCUGUCCAGUGGCUUUCCUACCUUUCGUUGGUUUAUGUGACAAUCUAUGAAAUGAGUGGAAGUAUGAUUUUUGCAUUAAAUGACUUUUCCAUUUG
Messenger RNA from Dipodomys ordii (Ord's kangaroo rat), 8278 nucleotides. RefSeq names its product Rho GTPase activating protein 26 (gene Arhgap26). The record is from RefSeq and is a predicted model, not a curated record. Gene Ontology annotation, cellular component: cytoplasm. The transcript is spliced from 23 exons. Gene Ontology annotation, molecular function: protein binding; GTPase activator activity. The coding region runs from base 193 to 2637 and encodes 814 amino acids. NCBI's taxonomy places the organism in Eukaryota, Metazoa, Chordata, Mammalia, Rodentia, Heteromyidae. Gene Ontology annotation, biological process: signal transduction.